AUGCAUCUUUUCAGUAUUUUUCUACCUGUUGUUUUCGCCGUUUUCAUGAUCCAAGCUUGUCCAUCAUCACGGAGUGCUGCGGUAGGGCCCCCAGGACGAAAUGGACGAGAUGGAAUUCCGGGUGACCCAGGAGCUCAAGGUCCGGAUGGUCCACCGGGAGAAACAGGACCUCCAGGAAUCCCAGGGGUGCAAGGUGAGAAAGGCGAUAGGGGAGAGCCAGGACCGCAGGGACCGAAAGGGUUGCCAGGAGAGCCAGGAGAUGAGGGAGCUAUGGGCGCGGGAGGAUAA
Messenger RNA from Acanthocheilonema viteae, 288 nucleotides. The record is from the annotation of a GenBank genome assembly. NCBI's taxonomy places the organism in Eukaryota, Metazoa, Nematoda, Chromadorea, Rhabditida, Onchocercidae.